GACCACGAUGUAGUCAAGCGGGCGAGUGAGAGAGCCGGAAAGCAGCUUUCUUUCCAUUCCACCCCUGGCUGGUGUUGGAUAAACAGCCGCAAAACGGAAGACUUCUCCGUAGAGGCGGCCGGGGCGCACACACGUGCCUGGCGGGCGAGCCUGCCUUCAUUCAUCGCCGCCUCGCUUUUCUUCCGGGGUUUGGUGGUGCGGCUCCUGCCUCAGCUGCUCCCGACGGCCUCACGAAGCGGAGGCGAAGCUUUGCCACUGGCGGGUUUCGUUCUUGGAGCGGAAGACCCGCUGCCUCCCAACCCCCCCAAACCCCCAUCCUUCCUCGGUGAGUUGCAGCAAGGCUCAGAAUCGCCUCCAACAGCGAGAUGGGCGCCAUCAUACCCAUAAUAAUAGCGCCGAAAGGUUGCCUUGUUUGCGGGCUCGGAAGGAAAGAAACACGAGGAAUCCUUGUUGGCUGAAAUAGAUUCGCCUUUUCGACCACGAUUUACGAUGCGUCGUGAUUUCUGUUUUGUCUUCCGAGCUUCCUGCGCCGGCAGAACUGAAGGAAGGGCUGUGGCUGCUGUUCCUCCAAGCGAGAAACGGGUCGGGUUCAUGCAGGGGCGCUGAGGCGAGAUUGGCGUGGGUGUCUGUCACGCAUUUUGCAUUGCCCAGCCGUUUGCCGCCAUUCAUCACGGCGGAACUAAAAGAAAUCACUCUUGGGCUUCCGGCGUUGCAGACGCGUAUUCUUUGUCACGUUUCAUUUGGAAGGUCGCAAAGUAACGAGAAAAGCUUUGGAGUUUAGCAUUAACGCUUUCGGCGGGAGGCUUCAUCCGCCCAAAGUGAGGCGGCGGCGGAGGAGAAAUGUGGAGCUGUUGAAGUCUUUUUGCUGAUGAGAAGAACCACAUGAAAUACGCAGUAAUGUAGAUUUGAUUUAGGGCAUGAAAAACGGACAUUGAUAUUUCUAUGGAAAAAAAGCUGCAGCAGGCUGAGAUGUCGAUUCUAGGCUUAAGAUCCAUGCAGCAUUAUUCUUUGAGAAAAAGAUGCAUUUUUAUGCUGAAACUUACUUGUUUUAUUCUGACCGUGUUCAUUUUCUGUGAAUUUUUAAUUUAUUAUGUAGUUAUAAUUCAAUGUCAUUGGCCGGAAUUGAAAAAUCAGACUCUGGGGAUUAACAAACCGAAUUCACAUUCUGUCUUGAAAACCAUCUUUUUAUCAGAUCCUCAUUUGCUUGGUAGAAUCAAUGGACAUUGGUUGGACAAGCUAAGGAGGGAAUGGCAAAUGGAGAGGGCCUUCCAAACUGCCCUCUGGCUUCUGCAGCCAGAAAUAGUUUUUAUCCUGGGUGAUAUCUUUGAUGAAGGAAAAUGGAGCUCUUCCCAGGCCUGGUCAGAUGAUGUAAGACGCUAUCAAAAAAUAUUUUGGCAUCCAGACCACACAGAAGUAUUUGGCAUUGUAGGCAAUCAUGACAUUGGCUUUCAUUAUGAAAUGACAUCAUUCAAGUUGGAACGUUUCUCUAAAGUUUUCAACUUCUCUUCCGAAAACAUAAUAACUCGGAAAGGGAUAAAUUUUCUUAUAGUGAACAGUGUUGCUCUUGAAGGUGACAGGUGUAUAAUUUGCAGAACAGCAGAAGCCAAACUCAUUGAACUUUCCCACCAACUGAAUUGCUCACUGAAGAAACAAAAUCAAUAUAAAAAAAGCUGUACGAAUGUGGAUAAGCUCCCAACUUCGGCUCCAAUUCUAUUGCAGCAUUAUCCUCUUUAUAGAAGAAGUGACUCAGAAUGUACAGGAGAAGAUGCUGCUCCCCUGGAGAAAAAGAAUGACCUCUUUCGGGAGAAAUAUGAUGUGCUUUCUCAGGAAGCUUCCCAGAAGCUAUUGUGGUGGUUUCAUCCUCGAUUGAUACUGAGUGGCCAUACCCAUAGUGCCUGUGAAGUGCUUCAUAAUGGUAACAUUCAUGAAAUCAGUGUUCCAUCAUUCAGUUGGAGGAACAGAAACAAUCCUAGUUUCAUAAUGGGCAGCAUAACAUCAACAGAGGUCUCCCUCUACAAGUGCUUUCUUCCAUAUGAGAACACAGUAAUAGCCAUUUACUGUACAGCAGGAUUCGUGCUGGUAGUCCUCAUUCUGGCUCACUUUCAGCCCCUUCUUUCCCCUUACCAUUUUGUUCAGCGUUUAAUCACUAAAUAUAAAGCACUAUGAAAAGUCAGACACUUGGAAUCAGUCACUGACACACCAAAGCUAAAGAACAAUCCAUCAGACUACAUUCAUGCCAGCAAAUGUGUACUUGAAUUGCUAGCCCAAAGGCAAACUGCUCUUACAGACAGAAAGCUCUAGACAGUUGAUAGGACUUUUUUUUUUACUACAGGAUAAAGUAACUGCU
Molecule: messenger RNA, 2347 nt
Organism: Pseudonaja textilis
Lineage: Eukaryota; Metazoa; Chordata; Lepidosauria; Squamata; Elapidae
Source: RefSeq, a predicted model, not a curated record